AUGGAUUGCUUGGAGCCAAUUACCAACUUCUUCCGCGGUCUCCUCCGCCGCUGCCGCCGCCAGCAGGAAGCUCCCUCGUCUGGGCUGGCCAUCCAGGUUCCAGAAUUCGACAUCCCUCCAGUGCACAAGCUGAGGGAGAUGUCUGCGGCCUGGAUACCCCAUUCUAGGGCGUCGAGUGCUGGUGGUGGUUGUGGAGCUGCUGGUGCUGUUAUUGCCGUUCCUGCUCCUGCCGUAGCACCUACUCCUGCUCCUGCCACUGCCGCCACACCACCACCCUCUGCUCCCUUCUCCGACGUCGCCGCACCACCACCACCAACCCCUUCCCUCUCACCCCUCUCCGGCCAGCUCGCCACCAUCCCCCCUCUCCUCCUCCCAUCCAUAACUUCCCCUCCUCCUUCCUCAUCCUCCAAUAACACCACCACCACCAACCUCCGCAUCCUUUCAGUCUUCGAUCUCACCUACAACGUCUCCCCUCAAGAUCGAGCCACCAUCUUCACAACCCCCAUCAUCUCUUCCCUCGCCAUGGCAUCCUCCUCCUCAGCACCUCAUAACGCCGGACUCUCCCAAUCCUGGAUCUCCCCCGCCGCCUCCAACGCCGCGCGCUUCACGCGCGUGCAGACCGUCGCUUCACACCUCCAUCUCCUCAAAAGUCCUUUCUUCCCAAAAACAGCAACAAAAUACAACGCGCACAAUGCUGCGUAUGCAGGAGAUUUAGCUCGUCGCCAGAGACGAGUCCUUGAAGGCAGGAUUAGAGAGUUGGAGGGUCGGAGGAGGGAGAGAGAAAGGGUUGAGAGUUUGAGUUUGAGUUCGGGUUUGGAAGGGGGUUUGUACGGAAAGGUGAACUUCAGGAGAGAUGAAGAGGUGAAGAUUGCGAAGUGUGAACUUACCUGGGCAUUUAAGGGUGAGAAGGUGGUUACUGAGGAGGAGAAGUGUGCUGAGGUUGGGUGGUAUGUGGGGUAUAGUGGGGUGUUAGGGGAGAAGACUUGUUUUUGGGGUGGGAGUGAGGGAGGUUUGAGGGAGGGGAGGGUGGAUGAGCGGAGGGGGAUGAGAGCGUUUUGGCCGGAGAUGGGAGAGUUGAAGAUGGAGGGUGAGAUGAGGGUUAGGAAGACGCGUGAGUUUCCCCUUCUAUUUUGCUUAUGA
Messenger RNA from Cadophora gregata, 1140 nucleotides. RefSeq lists its product as uncharacterized. The transcript is spliced from 5 exons. Bases 1 to 1140 code for a protein of 379 amino acids. The record is from RefSeq and is a predicted model, not a curated record. NCBI's taxonomy places the organism in Eukaryota, Fungi, Ascomycota, Leotiomycetes, Helotiales, Ploettnerulaceae.